Molecule: messenger RNA, 4557 nt
Organism: Saprolegnia parasitica CBS 223.65
Lineage: Eukaryota; Oomycota; Saprolegniomycetes; Saprolegniales; Saprolegniaceae
Exons: 14
Coding region: 38-3922 (1294 amino acids)
Molecular function (GO): calcium ion binding
Source: RefSeq, a predicted model, not a curated record
CGACUAACGUUGCCGAGGCUGCGAAAGGUCGCGCAGGAUGGAGGCCAACCGCCGGUCCUUCGACCACCCUCCUGACGUCCGCCGCAGCACGAGCGUCAAGCCGACCGCCAAGGCCGCGCUGCCCCACCGAUUCCGCUCCGCGCUGAGCAUGGCGGCCAUGCACAGCGACGAGGACGAGCUCGCCAAGCACAUCAAGCCAGGCCUGUACUUUUACAAGUUUCUGCAGCCUGUGGGGGGCCGGCGCCUCGAGCUCAACAUCCCCGACACAGUCCUCUGCGAGAGCAGCGAGAGCAGCAAGGAAGACGUACUGUGGCUCGUGACCGACGCGUCCGGUCACAUUGGCUGCGUCGACCGCCCGAUGAACUGGAAGCGCAAGUUCAUCGCCGACAUCACCAUGCCAACGUCGACACCUGUUGUGGUCGACCCAAGCGACUACCACGCCCACUACAUCCCCAAGCCGACGAGCGAAGACGUCCUUGCCGUGCGCAAGAUGUGCAGCACCAAGCCGUACUCGCCUCCGUCAACGACGACGAUUGCCAUCCCCAAGCGCCACCUGGACCGCAUUCUGCAGAGCGACACCAAGAAGCUCGGGUUCGCCGUGCAAAAGUACAUUCGAUGUCGAGGCAUCAACGCAGCCUUUUACCGCGCUGUGUGGGUGCACGGCAGCCAGAAUCCGUACGCUCUCUACAUCCUCAACAACAAGAAAUUUUCCGACUAUGCCCGGCCGUCGGCCGAGAAAGCGCAUGAGCUCGAGGUGUACGACACGUCGCUCGAGGUCGCGACCGAAGUCGCCAAGUUUUACUGUGCAUCCAGCACCGCACUCGAGCCGAGCGAGAUGAACGGCGGUGCACCCUUUGUACCGGACCUCCACGCCUCCAAGCUACGAGGUCCACCGAUUCAACCGGCGCUCGACGCCGUCGCCCGCAUCGUGCAGCACGUCCAGCACCAUAUCCCAUGUGUCAUUUUUGACGAAAUGACGGUCGAUUUUAUCAAGGACAUUGACGGAAAGUGGUGGUUUCUCCAAGUCCAAUCUUUCCACUACAAGCUCCGGACGGCGACGCCGCCGGACGUCAGCGACGUCUACGAGUCGCUCGUGUCGAUUCCCAAGCGUCUCUCGCUGCGCACGAAGGAAGCGUGCGCCAAGGCACCCAAGGCCGUCGUGUCGUUGCCGCCCUCGAUGCUCUGCUUUCUCUGCCACGAAAGCUUGGCGCUUUCGCUCAACGACGUCGCGUCAUUGGGCUUGGUGCUGGACGACGACGACCAUAUGAAGCUGGCGACCAACGUUUCGGGCUACAUCAUGACGUUCAAGAUGGUGCUCGACACGAUCUGCGGCUUGCGCCAGCGCGGCGUCUACAUGCACGUAUGGGAAGCGAGCGUCGCGCUCCAGCGCGGCCUGAACCAGCAGCUCGUGCUUUCCAACGAGUGCCGCGUCUGCUUUGUGUGCUAUCAGAUCUACAAGCAUCAAGUGCGCGUGACGACAACGGCCAAGACGAUUCAUGCGUUCUUCCACGCCGACCCGACGCACCCGCCGCUGACCGUCGUCCGCAUUGAUGGCAUCCUCGCUCGCAUCCUCGAGGCCCGGGCCGAGCACGACGUGCGCGACUUUACCUACGCCGAGCAAGCACUGGCCAAGACACGUUUGAGCGCUCUUCGCGGAACCGACGUCGACCCGAGCUGCGACCAUUUUUGCGACGUCGCGCUGCGCACCGCGGUCGCCACCGACUAUGUGCUCGAGUACCAGCUCGGCCAGUCGUUCUGCACAUUAUCGUUUGAUGGCCCCAAGUUUCACUCGAUCCACCGCUGGCAACUCUGCGAAGCGAGAUUGCACUAUGUGCUGGCAGCGCCCGAGGCGUUUACCGAGUACUGCGUCGAGAGCAAAAUUCACGUGAAACUCAAAACCCGCGACGGCGCCUUUGCCGGCCACGCGUUCGUAUCGCUCAAGCCGCUCUUGCUGGCGGCGCGCGCGGCCAUGACGUCCGACGAAGCCAACGGUGACGAGACCGUCAACCCACGUCGACCCAGUGCGUUCCCGCGCAACUGUUCGUGCGACGUGCUCGUACCGCUCAAGACCCACGACUUGGGCUUGCUCAAACUCAAAGUGACACUGGGUUUGAUUGCCUCGCAGGACGACUUCGCCAACUACCGCAGCGCACUCGAAGACCUCGAUUUCAUCCAAGAGAGCAACGUGUACUGGCCCCAAGUGUCGUAUUUCAAGCCGAGCGUUGUGCUUCCGAUCGAGUGGAUGACGCUCCUCACGUCGUCAGAGUAUGUGAGUCAUGCGUCCGACCUUUCCCCGUCGAUCGAUGAAAGCGUCGCGCUCAACAUCCUCACGUUGCCGCACGCACCGCCGUCGCCCAAGGAAGAGAAAAAGACCGCCGAGAAGAUCCGCAACCACGACCGCGACAUGCAGCCGCCCCUCGCGACGGUCCGGCACGUGGUUUUCCGGCUCGCUGGCAACGUCGAGACCUUCCCAGCACUCCUGCUGGGGCAUCUACUGCGCUCGGUGAGCUUUGGCAAGCUCACGGGCGCCAAGCCCCGGGCCGCACCGUGGCGAUCGCCUGCCACGCUGCGUCUAACGGCCCACCACACGCUCGACACCAUCUUUGCGGGCCUCGUCAAGGCCAAGCCGUCGCGGCUCGAGCCGAUCGCGGUCUUUGGCGAGCUCAUUCUGCUCCUGCUCGCGUCGAAGCGAAUUCCGCGCGUCUUGAGCUUGAAAGCACUCGAAGCGACGUUCUCACCGUACUGGCUCCAGCGCACGCCGUGCGUCACGGACCCGCUUCCGUCGCACGCCGACGACGCGGUCUUGCUCUCGAAGCGCGUGCUUUGGAACCGCGCGGUGCGGCGCUGCCAGCUCGCAGGCUUUGGCAACCCGUCCAAUGCGUUUGUGGCGCGGCUCGAGUGGCCUGGACACAUUCCGCCAACGCAAGUGCUGCACCGACAACGAAGCCUCCGCACGCGGCUGCGACUACUGGCGUACGCCCAGAUGUUUGAGCUCGUCGAGAGCAACGACUCGGGCUACCUGGACAUAGGCGAGUUUCGCUGUUUGCCACAGAGCAUGGGCAGUCACUCGCGGCUGCUCAAGAAACGCCGGUGCACGCGCACGAUGGUCGACUUUGUCCAAGUGGCACCCGGCGACGUCGUCGGAUCCACAAGUCCCGUUGAGCGCCGAUCGAGUGCCAAGCUUCCGGACACGGAGCUCCAGAACGCCAGUCAGCCGCUGGCGUCCAUGGCCCUCCUGCAGGCGUGGGACGACCGUCUCUUCUCGAGCGUCAUCACAGCGUUCGAAUCCAUGCUCGCGUCCCUCGUCCAGAGCGCACAGUUUCAAGCCGCGUUCGCCCACUUUGAUGAGUUUGGCUCGGGCGGCUACGCCUACCACGAUUUCUGGCUCAUGGCCGAGAACGCGCUGCAAGACGGCGACCGGCAGCGCAUCGAUGGGUUUUGCCUCCGACAUGGACCGACAGAGAUGUACGCCAACGACUUUGUGUGCGUUCACUGCGACUUUGACUACUUGGACCCUUUCUUUCUCGAGGCGGCCAGUGGGCCCGCGGAUGUACCCGUGGCCGAGACCCAUGACGAAGACGGUGGCAAUGACGAGGACGAUGCACCGGCCGUGCCCCGGCUUCGCUCGCUGCGGUUCAACCCGAGUGACUUUUGUAGCCAAAUCAUGCUCGAAGCCGCGCCAGACGAACCAACGCCCACCGAUUCGUUCGGCAACACACGGUGGACCUCGGGUCGCUUUCGGCGACGCGCGUUCGUCAUCGCAAAUCGUCGUCCCGACGUCUCUCAACAGACACAACAGACGUGGCGGAGAUCGAUGCACUUGCCUUGUUGCCACCACCGCAGGCAACCGAGGUGGACCCGGCAACCGACGACUUUCUCAACGACGACGACGACGACGACGACUCGUCGUUGGCGUCUGUAGCGGCAGUCGUACCGCAAGACGACGAGGAAGACGACGACCAGACCGGCGCGCUGUCCUACUUCAAGCACGUCGAGAGCAAUUUCAUCACGAAAGCCUUUGAGGACAAGGUCGAACACCGGAUCGCGCACACGUACGCGCCGAUCCAGAGCGCCGCGACGCUCGACCACGUCACCCGCGAUGAGGUUGCGCUGCACGAGAUGCUCGAGCGUCUCGAGGCGGCCGAGAAGGACCUGCACGAGACGCCCCGCAAGCAGCAGCCACUCUCGCCCAAGCCACGGCGUCACUUGCACAAGAGCGCGAGUGCCCCCGACACGAGCAACCAACAAGCGUGCGCCUCGAUCGAUCCCGCCAAGAGGACAAAACUCGAUGCCAAGACUCAAGCCCGACUGCUCGAGCGGCUCUACAAACCGCCCAAGAAGCCCAUGCAACGCAGCGCGUCGUACGCGCAUCUGCUGCAAAAGGAGAUGGCGCGGACGGGCAAGACGGGCGUUUUCCGGAGCAUCGCGCGCAUGGAAGCCAAGCGGCGCGAGCUGGACGACAAGGUUGCGGACGAGAUCCAAGCCGUCCGCGAGCAGUUGGCGUCACUUCACGAGUCGUCGCACCGCCGGCGAAAGCGAUAAGAGACAAAGAAGGGU